Molecule: messenger RNA, 1407 nt
Organism: Letharia lupina
Lineage: Eukaryota; Fungi; Ascomycota; Lecanoromycetes; Lecanorales; Parmeliaceae
Exons: 4
Coding region: 1-1407 (468 amino acids)
Biological process (GO): transmembrane transport
Cellular component (GO): fungal-type vacuole membrane
Molecular function (GO): transmembrane transporter activity
Source: RefSeq, a predicted model, not a curated record
AUGUCAAAGCCUCAGCAUAUUACCUUCACGGAACCCUCAACCCCCGUCGAAGCCAAUCACAGUGCGCGGCGGACAUUAAAAGACCGCGACAACAUCCUUCAUGCCUCCCAGUACGCUGACUCCACAGCCCCGGAAGGUGGUUAUGGUUGGGCAGUCGUCUUUGCGUGCUUUUCCAUAUCUUUCUGGAUUGUAGGCACUGUCUACAGCUGGGGUGUCAUGCAAGCUGCUCUCUUCAAGCAGGGUCUUUCUUCUCCCCCAACCCUCUCCUGGAUUGGGUCUUUGGACUUCGCAUGCAUAGCCUUUCUUGCUCUUGUCAAUGCGCGAGUGAUACGAUUGCUUGGAGCGAGGGGUACUGCGCUCCUAGGGAUCUCCAUGUUGGCGUUGGGGGAGAUACUGAGUGGGUUUCUGACACACAAUGUCGGCGGAUUGUUCGUCACUGCUGGCGUGGUGUCCGGGAUUGGGACAAGCCUCUGCUUCAUGGUCAUCAACGUAACCCCGGCACAGUACUUCCACAAGAAGCGCGGCCUCGCCAACGGUAUUGUCUGCGCCGGCGGCGGCCUCGGAGGUACGGUCAUCAGCCUCUCAAUGAACGCCAUCAUACAGCGCGUCGGCCCAGCCUGGACCUUCAGAAUCCUCGGCCUCUUGACAUUGGCAACAGGUCUACCGGCAGCUUGGCUCAUCAAAGAGCGAUGCCCAAUACGAUCGGCAACCUUCAUCGAAUGGAAACUCUUCCGAGACUUCAAAUUCGUCACCAUCUUCCUAGUCGGCGUCGUUGCCACCUUCCCCCUCCUCGUUCCACCCUUCUUCAUCCCCCUCUACAGCGCCUCCCUCGGCCUCUCAUCCAGCACCGGUGCCGCUCUGGUAGCAGGCUUCAACAUCUCCUCCGGGGUCGGCCGCCUCAGUUCUGGUCUCGCUGCCGACGCCUUAGGACCUCUGAACACGCUUUUCAUAGGCCUGUUCCUGACAACCGUCAGCAUGUUCGUGAUCUGGCCCGUCUCGGAUUCGCUAGGGCCUCUGGUCGUCUUCGUGAUCAUCAACGGUGCUGCCAACGGAGCAUUCUUCGCUACGAUGCCGACGGUCGUCGGGACGGUGUUUGGCUCGCAGAGGGUCUCGGUUGCUAUGGGCAUGGUUGUGACGGGUUGGGCUGGGGGUUACUUGAUGGUACGUCGAGCCUACUUACCUCCCCAGAGUGAAGAACGGCUUGAGAGUGAUAGAGCAAUGCUGAUUGGCUCGCUACAGGGCGCCCCGAUCGCUGGUUAUCUCCUCGAAGCCCACGGUGGAGAAAAGAGCACGCUGGCGGCGUAUCAUCCAGCUAUGUUCUGGGCCGGAUCUCUCGCUGUGCUAGCGAUGGGAUUGGUGGCGAUGGUGAGACUGUACGUCAACAAGGAUAUAAUGAGGAGGGUUUGA